UUUUUACGUUGUCUGCAGGGAGAAAGGAGGCGAGGGACACCUUGGUGCUGGGGAACUGACCUCUGUCCUGGUGGGCCUCUGGCUGGGGAGGGUCAAAGAGGAGCGGCUGGGCCUGGGGGACUCCAUGCGGGGGCCAUGGACAGAGCAGCGCUCCUGGGACUGUCCCGCCUGUGCGCGCUGUGGGCAGCCCUGCUCGCGCUGUUCCCCUGCGGAUCCCAAGGAAACUGGAUGUGGUUGGGCAUCGCCUCCUUUGGGGUUCCGGAGAAGCUGGGCUGCGCCAACUUGCCGCUGAACAGCCGCCAGAAGGAGCUGUGCAAGAGGAAACCGUACCUGCUGCCGAGCAUCUGCGAGGGCGCCCGGCUGGGCAUUCAGGAGUGCAGGAGCCAGUUCAGAUACGAGAGAUGGAACUGCCUGGUGGCCGCCGCCGCCCCGCCGGACGCCAGCCCUCUCUUUGGCUACGAGCUGAGCAGCGGCACCAAGGAAACAGCAUUUAUUUACGCUGUGAUGGCUGCAGGCCUGGUGCAUUCUGUGACCAGGUCAUGCAGUGCAGGCAACAUGACUGAGUGUUCCUGUGACACCACCUUGCAGAACGACGGCUCAGCAAGUGAAGGCUGGCACUGGGGGGGCUGCUCUGAUGAUGUCCAGUAUGGCAUGUGGUUCAGCAGAAAGUUCCUAGAUUUCCCCAUCAGAAAUACCACGGGAAAAGAAAGCAAAGUACUAUUAGCAAUGAACCUACAUAACAAUGAAGCUGGAAGGCAGGCUGUCGCCAAGUUGAUGUCAUUAGAGUGCCGGUGUCACGGAGUUUCCGGCUCCUGUGCUGUGAAAACAUGCUGGAAAACCAUGUCUUCUUUCGAAAAGAUUGGCCGUCUGUUGAAGGAUAAAUAUGAAAACAGUGUCCAAAUCUCAGACAAAAUAAAGAGGAAAAUGCACAGGCGAGAGAAAGAUCAGAGGAAAAUACCAAUCCACAAGGAUGAUCUGCUCUACGUUAAUAAGUCUCCUAAUUACUGUGUAGAGGAUAAGAAACUCGGGAUCCCAGGGACCCAAGGCAGAGAGUGCAACCGCACGUCAGAGGGCGCAGACGGCUGCAACCUCCUCUGCUGCGGCAGGGGCUACAACACUCACGUGGUCAGGCACGUGGAGCGAUGCGAGUGCAAGUUUAUCUGGUGCUGCUAUGUCCGCUGCAGGAGGUGUGAAAGCAUGACUGAUGUCCACACUUGCAAGUAACCACUCCAGCCAGCCUUGGGCAAGAGUCCCCAGUGACAGACGUACAACGGGAGUGGCUCCCACUGUGCUGGGCUGGGGAGCCUGACACCUGCCUCCUCAGAAUUCCCAGAUCCUCGAGGCUCUCUCAGAAGUCCCUUUACCUGAUCGAUGUCAAUGUCACACACUAGGCAUGUAGAUUUCUUGGGAUUCUAAAACUGAAAAAGUUUGAGUUCACAUGUUGGUGGUUUAGGGAACAGAUAUGAGGGGCAAGGAAGAUAAACUGUUUCGUAAGCAAGAAAGAACAGGAAAGAGCCUUCAUGCCGAGAGACCUGGUCCAUACUCAGGAUAAGAUCCUUGACUAUGGAACUCGGUUAUGGAACUCAGUAGUGGUGGGUGAAUAUUAGUCAUUUUUAAAAGACAUCUAUUAGAGCAGCAAGGAGCAGUAAACAUGAAUCUCAUUCUCUGAGUAUUUUUUAUGAAGAAAUCAUACUAAGUGUUGGUGCAUAGCAACAGAAGCUGUUGGGACAGGUGAACAGAAGUGGUGGGUGCCUACUUAACACUUCCAUUCAUUCAGAAAGAAUCUUCAUAAGUGAUAUAACACCCCUAAAACAUGUUUGUUAGUGAUAUUUUGUGACAAAACAAAAGAAGCAAGAUGUAAGAAGCAAAAUGUAAAAAGCAAAAUGUAUGAUUUGGAGUUUAAGUGACUUUUAACCAGGAGAAUUGAUCUACAAGAGUAUCAGUAAGGUAUAUAGCAACCUUUAUCUUUGGCUUCACACUUUCAUUAUAGACCAGCUUCCACUAUUAAAAACUCAGCUCUGAAAUACUGGAGGAAGGGAUCCUGAAAGCAUGUGGGAAAAUCAGAGGUAGAAAUAUAAAGGGCUCUCGUACAUUGUAAGGAAAAGCACCCUUUAAAUGUGUAAAGACAGUAUUUUGUACAGUAUUUUGUUAAAUUUUUUAAUAUUUUGUAAAUAAUGUUCUUAAGUUAUAUGAUAUAUAUAGAAACUUAAGAUAUUUUUUGCCAAAGCCCAAGAGCUAAGGCAAUAAAAUUAUCUCAGAAAUAAUAUUAGCUUCUGUUUCCUUUCAUACUAUUAACUUUGACAUUUUUUCAUACAUUGAAAAAGAAGUUCACUGAGCAGUUAUAUGGAUAUGCAUUUCCUGCCAAAAUGGCAGCUUUAUAUGUUGUAAAUUAAAAUAUGCAGCAAUAUAUUGACAAUUGUGCUAUUUCAGCAGUCAGAUUAGUUGAAUUCUGUUCUCAAUUAGUUAUGUUUAACUUGUAAGGCUAUUAUAAUAAAUUAUACAGUAAAAGUCUUAACUGGAAAAAAGAAUCUAAAUCAGAAUAAUGAUCAAUUUGUGGAUUUGAUAUCCUGGAUAUUUAAUAUGUUGUGUGAAAUGCUGCAUUUCCAUGUGAAUUUUGAGUGGUCUUUCUUGUUUUAGUAUUCAUGCAUGUAUAUUCAUGAUAUUUUACAAGGUUCCUGGUGAAAAUUACAGGGCUGUAUUUAAGGUGGUAUUUUAAUGUAAAUGCUAUGUUUUUUAUGAAUUGUUAAAUAUUUCAGUAUCAUAUAGAAAAAAUAGAUUUUCUAAGUUCAGAAUGGACAAAGAAAGAAUAUUCUUUUUCUCAAAAUAAGCUAAAGAAAUGUUUCCUUGCCCACCCUGGUCUCAUCCUAUUUCCUUUCAAUUUUAUUUAAAAAGCAAAGCAAUAAUUUGUGAAAAAGAGUAAACCAUGGAAAAUGACUCUGAUCUAAUAUUAAAAUCAAGGCUAAACAUUUAACUGUGACCCUUAAAGUUUAACAAAAUUACUAUUUACUGAAUGAGAGACUCCAAAAUGACAAAUGAACAAAUACAGUGCUUAUUUAAGAGCGGUUUACCAUUCUUCAGCAUCCACUGAUGAGAAUAACCUGAAAAAUAGACACUUAUUAUUAUGCCUUUUUUUUGCAAAGUAUAUCUAUUUUAUCUGCGUUGAAAAUAAGCACUCUUUCUUAAAACAUGAAGACUGCAGUUUCCAUUAAUAACCAUUUUUUUCUAUCAACUAGAAAACUUUUCAUAAUUAACUUACCAACCGAUUGUGAGAACCAGGGAGACUUUAAUUCACAAAUACAUGACUACUAUUCAACCACUGCUGAAAAACAGUGGUGCCAACUCAGCACCACCCCCUAACCCCCGCAUGCCUGAGCAAGAACUCCCAGCUCCCAAGCUGUGUCUUUGGUUUCUUCUUUUCCGUCUCCCUGGCAUCACCAUGGAAGCCAUCCAUGAAUGUCUCACCUGUGUUACUGGUUGACAGCCUAGCUUUGGCCCAUUUCCUUCCCAGUCCCCAUCGUAGUAUAGGUAGCAGCAUGGUGCUCCUGGAAAUACACGUUCUGGGGCCCAAACGCUUCUAUCCAGUUUAGGCUAUUAUGCCUUCAUGGUUUAGGGCUCCUUAUGGUGCAGGUAACAAAAAAAGCAACCCAGACUGACAAACAUUAAAGGAAAUGUACUGACUCAGUGGGUGAAAAGUCUAGAGUUGUGACCGAUUCAGGUGAAGUUUGAUCCAAAAGCUCACACCAUGUUCUCAGGACUCAGGUCUCCCCAUCUCCAGCCUAAAGAAGCUGGCUUCUGUGAUGUUGUCUUCGACUGUAGGCUCCACAGGGUUCUGUGCCAACACCCCCAAUACCCUAGUCUCAGCAGCUCUGGGCUCUCGGCUUCUCUCACCAACACGGCUGCCACACUUCCUUCCAGAUCUAACAUUCUCCUACUACUCAUUCUAAGGAAAGGGAGAGUUUCUUUUUUUUUUUUUUUGGUUGCUCACACAAGAGAGAGGGCAAAGUUAUUUCUCAGAAUGCCCAGCAAAAGUCAUCAUUGGCUCUGAUUGGUUAAUGUGCCUAUCCCUGAGCCAAUCACAAUGGCCAUUGGGGAUUGGGGUUGGAUGAUACACUGAUCAUUUUAAAGCAAUCAAGACCCAUGCUGGGAAAUGGCAGUGGGGUUCAUUCCAACUAAACCCACAUAGUUUGAGAAUAGGAAAGGGAUGAGUCCACAGAGAAAAACCAGGAGGUUAUGUUACCAUAAAGGGUCCUCUAUGCUGGACAGUCCCCAGCUCUAGUGAUGUGUUUAGGAAACAGCUUUCUGGUAUCACAUGGAUCGGGCUCACUGCCAGACAAUCACGGUGGGUAAAAAGUGCCUUGAUUUGUUCAAAUGCCCUUUAUGAUGAUAAGAGGGGAGGGGAGUUACACUCCAGUGUAUUAAUUUUCAAUUUAGGAGUUCAACAUUUUGUACACUUGGAACUGCUUAAUAGAGGCAAUGGUUAGAGGCAAUGAUGAUUAUCUUGAAAUGUGAUCCAGAAAAACGUAUCAAACAGCAUUAUCUGUAAUCUCUGG
Molecule: messenger RNA, 4550 nt
Organism: Balaenoptera acutorostrata (minke whale)
Lineage: Eukaryota; Metazoa; Chordata; Mammalia; Artiodactyla; Balaenopteridae
Gene: WNT16
Product: Wnt family member 16
Exons: 4
Coding region: 136-1224 (362 amino acids)
Biological process (GO): multicellular organism development; neuron differentiation; canonical Wnt signaling pathway
Cellular component (GO): extracellular region
Molecular function (GO): frizzled binding; cytokine activity
Source: RefSeq, a predicted model, not a curated record